UUUCCCCCCAGCUUUACACUGUUGUUUGGCUGAAUUUGCUCCCUCCAGGAAAAUGUGUUUCUGAACAGAAGUCAGUACACAAUAUAGGGAUACUCAUGGUCUCAAGAAGGUGAAGCUUCUACAAGCCACACUACUCAGGAAAGGAGGAGAAGCAGCAGCUGCUGAGAAAACUGCUGAGAGCAGGACAGGCAGUGCCUCGCUACGAGGAGAGGGCCAGCAUGAGGACAGGAAAGAACCCGGAGGUUUUCAGAGAAGGGUUACCUAACAAAGCUCCUGCAGAAUCACACUGCCUAUGCCUGCGACGGGCAGCACCUGAGCCUGCACUGCCCUCGGCACUCAACCAUCAGCGUUCAGUCAGCAUAUUAUGGGCAGGACCCCCACAUGUGCAGUGCUUGGGAGCCUGAAACCAGGAUGACAGAACCCAGGAACUGCGUGGCACCCACCUCUUUGCAGGUACCGCAUGUUGAAAAGGUUCUUAAGCUACAGUUCCAAGAGCACAGCUGGAGUGGGAGCACCAGUAUGAGCAGUAUGAGCACUCAGUCCUUUUGCCAGACUGGGAGAGAGUCCACACGACCCUUUGUGUCUAACACUGCUGACCUGUUGGCUGUCUUCCUCUGUUGCCACUUCCAGGGAAGCUGCACAAAAGUACUGGAUGAAUGCCAAAACCUGAGAUCCUGCCAACUCCUUGUCAAUAGUCGGGUUUUUGGGCCUGAUCUGUGUCCAGGGACCACUAAAAUCCUCCUUGUCUCCUUUAAAUGCAAACCUACUGAAUACAAAACCAAAUCAGCAUGUGAAAACCAGGAACUGAAGCUCCACUGUCAGGAAUCCAAGUUCCUUAUCAUCUACUCGGCCACCUACGGCAGAUGGGCACACGAGGAGAGCAUCUGCUCAACAAAGGCGGAGCACACACCCCCCUUUGACUGUUUGUCUUACACAGCGCUGGAAGUGUUAUCCAAAAGGUGUUAUGGGAAACAGAGAUGCAAAAUUAUUGUCACUAGCCGGGAUUUUGGAAGUCCAUGCCUACCUGGAGUGACAAAAUACCUAAAUGUCAGCUAUGCAUGUGUUCCUAAAUUUAUCCUCACUGCUGUCAACCCCCUGGUCCCUGAUAACAAGUCUUCCGUCAAACAGAACAAUGGUGUUGACCUUGAUCCAAGGGAAUCGAGACUUCCAAAGAAAGAUGGAACUAUAGUUAGCUCUAACUACUUGGCUACAUUUGCAUACAUUAAAGAUCACCUUGAAAGAGCCGCUCUCCUGUUUGUGUCCAGUGUUUGUGUGGGAUUAAUCCUCACACUGUGUGCCUUGGUGAUCUGCGUAUUGUGUCCUAGUGACAUCCAGAAGCUGCACAGGAAGAGGGAUCAGCUAGUGCCAGAGAGUGCCAGAGCCUAUGAGAGCAGUGAACAGGAGGAGGAGGAGGAAGAGGAGGAUUUCUCCCUUUCAAACACCCAGGAUGAGACAGAUGGACUUUACAGACCUUGUUACUCAGGUUAUAACUCAGCAGAGGCAGCAGAACUGGCCGAAAGGAUUGAGCGCAGGGAACAGAUCAUACAGGAAAUUUGGAUGAGCAGUGGUUUGGAUAUGACACCCCCUAGAAAUAUGAAUACAUUUUAUAUUAAUGAACAAUAAAUGGCUUAUUUUGGAUGACACUCUAUCCCUUUUUUUGGAAAAAAAAAAAAUGUACCUUCUGUGAAGGAACAUUUGUAUGAGUGAAUAUAAUUAUUUGUAAAAUAAAAAGAAAUAUAUGCAAUAAAAAAGGGUUUCAUAUCUUUGACUGUCUAUAAACCCUUCUGUGAAAAACACUACAGUUUUAACUCAUGGUACAGAUUACUUUUCACUGUAAUUUGGGAUCAACUGCCAAAUGCAUGUUUAGGAAUAUUAAAAAAGGUGAAAAAUAUUUAAGCAGAUGUAUUCAACCAUCAGAACAGACUGAUGUGCACCUGUGUUGGCAAAUGUGUGAAGGACAAGCUCCAAAACGGCUGCUUCUUUCAUAAAAGACUCUUGACGUUGCCACACGCUAAGAAUAUUUUACUUAAGGGAAAAACUGGUUAAUUUUUCUGAUCCUAAAGCAGGGUUAGAGCCAGUACUUGAAUGCAGGUCAUAUUCUCAGGAUUUUUUAUCAGUUCACAAUCUUCACUCGAAAAUUGUUAAGCUAGUCAGAUUUGGUUUCAGUUGGAGAGAAAAUUAAACCAGUACUGUAUCUAAGCUGAAACCACAACAGCCUUCCUGUCUUAAAAAUGUCUCCAAUAUUUUAGCUGCAGCCCAUAGGGAAUUUACUGAACAAAAGGAGGAAAACUGUCACUUCCUAUUGGUAAUACUUCAUGGGCUUAUUGUGCUUCCCCACUCAGAUGCUGUGUGUCCAGGUAGAGCAUAGUAUGAAACACUUGGAAAGAAAACAGUGACAUGACUUGUCAUUUCCUACUGAUACAAAGUCAAAUUAAGCCUGGAAAAACUUUAAAGGGAGGAAGGGAACUUGCUCAGAUGACUAAGGCACAAUCCUGUGCUCAACUGGAAAAAUCUCACCAGCAAUUAGCAUCCUAUCAGAGGAAGGAAGAGAGGCUAAGGAGAUGGAUGGAAGGUUGAGGUCACCCAGAGCACUGGGAAAUUGCAGGAGAGGCUGGGCACAGCCCAGGAGCCUGGAUGCAAUCCUGCUGGGCCACUGCUCUCCCCUUUCCAGUAGGAAGUCAUCAUAGCCUGUGCUAUGUGCAAUGUUGAUUAAAAGGUUUCGGUCUGGAGAAGCCCAUGCCUUGGUCCUGAGUUUGCCUUUGGGGAGGGCUCUGGGCCAGAGCUGGCUCCUUCCUCCUGACUCAUGGGGCAGGUGCCACCCAUUUCCUGGUCAGACAGAAAGGGACUGAUCUACGUCCCAACAAUUCCUCCUGCUGACAGACUGUACUAGUGAAACAAAUCUGACCCUCUUCCUUUUACUGGAGCGGGCUGGGCCCUGGCCUGCAGGGCUGAGGGCAGGGGCUCCAAGGGCCCCUGCUCUGACGGGCUCCCCAAAACUCUUGAGUCCUGGUGAAACUCCCUUCUGUUGAGCCUGGGGCCCACAGGCCAGCUGAUCUCCAGCUGCUCUUUUCUAGCAGUUACCUGUCUGGCAGUUAAUGUUUAUAGUCACUAAAAUUUGUGCAUUUUCUUCCCUCAUUUUUUAUUGGGAAGCCUUAGUGGAGUUUUAGCCCAUAAGCUGACAUCCUAAAAAAAGCUGGGAGUUAUCUUUCCUUCAGACUCCACUUUGCUCAAGAUUAGGUAAAGUCAGUGUGCCCUAGGGGUGGCCCCCUGGAGAAGACCUCAACCAGCCAAAGAUAGGACUCCACAAACUUUCCAGGCAACCUGUGCCAGUGCUUGGCCAUUCCCACAGUGACAAAGUGCUCUCUGAUGUUCAAAGGGAUCCUCUUGUGUGUCACUUUGUGCCCACUGCCUUUGCUCCUGACACUGGGCACCCAGGUCCUUUCCCCAGUUAGUUCACUUCAUCCACACAUCUGUCCAUCUGAUACCCCUCGCUGGGAUUUCCAGCUGAAAUCAGGGUCUUCACUCCUGGUGGCAAAACAACUGCAGUGGCAGAUGAUCAGCAGAAAGCAGUUUGCAGCUUAAGAAGCAAGUCCCUUCCUUAGGGCAAAAUGCUUCACUUUUCCCAACUCCCAGUCCUCUCCUUGCUUUUACAGCCUUGGAGGAAAAAGACCUUCUGUAUUGAAAUCGUGAUUUAACUGAUGACUUGAUCCCCUCCUGAUUUUCCUCCCUGCCUGGCACCACACACUGGUGGGCAGACAGCAAAAAAUUCCUGCAGGUGCCAGAGAAGAAGCUGCUUCCCAGGAUGGAGCAUUUCACAGCCACUGGGAAUGUGCUUGGAGGGAAAAAAAAAAAAGUGCAGUGCUUAAUAAUGCAUGCCUGUUUAAAUGGAUCCUCAAACAUAGUGGCAAACCCUGUCCAAACCCCAGCACCAGAAGAAACUGAGCAGGGCAGGUGAAGCAGCAUUUUCUUCAGGCUGUGAGGUCAGGCUUCACUCAGGAUCUGUUCCUUUGAACUAUUUAUAGUCUGAAUUUGGGUUGCUAUUUUAUUCAUUUUGCAUAAACUUUCCAAGUCUACCUGGGGAAAGCUGUCAAUUAGUGGUUCACCUCACUUCCAAAUAUUCACUGUUCACAGCAGUCUGAGUCAGAAUGAAGACAAACAUGGAAAAACCUGAUAAACAGACAUUGAAUUAUUUGGAUCUUUCUGAAACAACACACAAUACAAAAGUAUCCAGAAGACAAAACAGAAAAUUAAUGAGGCAUGCACUUAUCUGUCCCAAGCCCUGAAAAAACCAGCAGCUUCAGUGCCAUAGCUGGAAUCUCUCCAGGCUGAAGAUGGAGGUAUCCACAGGGAGGGUGCCAUGAGGCAGCAGCAGCAAUGCUAUGGGAAGGACACUCAGGGCUGGCUGUGGGAUGGAGUUUCAGCAGUCAAACCCUUGCAAUUUCCCAGAAGAGCAGCCUAAGGAGAAAAUACUGCAAAGGAGAGCUUGCAAAUUGUUUGGACUAUUUGGUUCGUGCCCCACACAUGGCUGUGGGCAGGACAAACUGGAAAUUUACUGGAAAUUAUAUGACCCAGCAUCAACAUCUGAACUUGCUGGAAGGCAACAUGUAGCGCUGGUGUGGCUGUUUGAACUCCCCACUCCUCCCUUGAAGUUAGCCUCAAGUUUGUCACCAGGAACACUGGGUGAGGUUGUAGGAAGCAAGAAAUAAAUCCUUCCAAAUCUUAGGUGAGGCAGAGAAUGGAGCAAAAUGUGGGAAAGCAAAACCAUGAAAAGGAGAAAAGGAAUGAAACCAGGUGUGGAAACCAUUUCCAUUCAUCAGGAUGGUGAUAUGGCCACAAACCAAACAUUUUAAUAAUGCUCUGCUGUGUGUCUCCUUUGAGAGAGAAUGGAUUUUCUCCUUGGAAGGGCAUUGCUCCUCUUAAACUUCCAGAAAUAAAUGGUUUCAAAAAAAGGCAAAACGCUUUUGCAAAGUUGAAAAGUGUGGUGUUUCUAUCUCAUUAUCUCCUUGGAUAGUUAAAUACCCAUAGGCUUUCCUGGGUUCCGGUACUCUUUAAUAAUUUUCCAGUGAGUUCAUUCAAUUUCAGCCACAAUGAAUCAAUCCAGCAGAUCCACACUGUUGUGAGAACUCUGAAAAGGAUCAAUGCUAUGUAAAGUCUGCUCAGCUAAAGAAAAAAACAGCACCAAUUACAGGAGAGAACAGCAGUCAAAUGAGUGCAGAAACUGUGUUAAAUAUUUCCUAUGCCUGCUUUUCUCUUGCUUUCAGAGAGGAAAUGAGAAUAUUAUAAGCUCCAGGACACUGAUUUUCCUCUUAGGAAGUGGUAGAACAAAGUGUUUUGUUAAAAAACAUUUUUUGCCAUGUGAAAUAAUUCCAAAUAAAUUUUAAAUGUAAAUGAUUUGAAAUUUUUCAACUCAGAAAUGCUGGUUUUCCUUUUUGUAAAAAGUCAUGUUACUGUAAAGUUGAAAUUCAAGAAAAACUACCAGACCCCAAAAUUCCUUAAGAGUAAAAAAAUCAGUGAUUGACAUAAAACCACCAUGAAUAGUUCACUGAGUGGCAUUAAUGACCUUUUCUGCAUCCAAUCUUCAAGCUGUGAGUUCACCAAACACUUGACUUUUAACUUGAUUGGUGUUUCUUCAACCACACUAAUACAGAAAAUCAUGAUGAUUUCUUUACUUCCAUCCUAAGAGAUCUAUUGCUAUUAAACUUAGGUUUAUCCAAUCUACCUGCAAAUGAUGCUUAUUUUUGUAUACAAAUUACUGUCAACCUCUACAUACCAGCAAGAUAAACUAAAUCCAAAGAAUGAAAAUGAUGCAUUCCAGAAGGAUAUAACUAGUGUCUAUACAAAAACACUUCCUUUAAACAAAUAUUAAGAGGUUAACUCAUUUUAAAAUGACAGUUUGGAAAUAGCUAUGUUGAAAUAUGAACAACCACAUAAAAAAAUCCCAAUUCUCCCUGGAUUAGUUAAAUAAAUUAUCUUCUCCAGAGCACACCAUCUAAUAGUAAUGCAAGAAUGAGAAGAGAGUAUAAAGAGCACUCUGAACAACACCAAACAUUCC
Messenger RNA from Cyanistes caeruleus (blue tit), 6052 nucleotides. NCBI's taxonomy places the organism in Eukaryota, Metazoa, Chordata, Aves, Passeriformes, Paridae. The record is from RefSeq and is a predicted model, not a curated record.